AUGACAGAAGCCGUGAUUCCCUUAGAUACCACUACACAUUUAACCAAAGAUGCCGUCAUAAACAAUGAGCGAAUGCUGAAUGAGUUUAGAGAUCUGUUUGAUCCUGGUAAAUCCUACCCGACAUUAGCCAGUUUACGUUCAGAAGUAGCAAACUUUGGCCAAAAGCAUAACAUAGUCAUGAGCAUUAAAAAUUCAAACUUUCGAAGUGUCCAUCUCUGGUGCAAACAUGCAGGUGUAUACACCAAAAUAGAGAGAAAGCCGAAAAAGCCUGUCAAUAGCACUAACAAAGUAGUUAAGCCAAGAAAAAAGAGCACGCAGAGGACAGAUUGCCAGUGUUUCAUAAAAGCCAAGUCGAUCAACGAAAUCUGGGUGAUUGAGCGCAGCCAUGGAGAGCAUAACCACAUUAUACCCAGAAAUAAGACAGUUUACAGCGCCCAUAGACGACAGAGCGAGCAAACAAAAGAUCUCAUCCUACAGCUAUUGAAGAGCGGCCAAAAGGUCAACAGCAUCUUGGAGUAUCUGCACAUGAUUGGCAUCAGCAACAUCAUCAAGAAAGACAUUGAGAAUUUGCAGCAAUACUUUAGAAGAGCAGACAGAUUGACCGUCAAGAGAGAGGAAGAAUGUGAUCAACUACCAAAUCACCAGGAUACAUCCACCGUUGCUACAUUGCCCAUUGUCAUACCCGACUUGGCUCCACCCGAUACCUCAAACAACCAUCACCAAUUCACUUUUGUUGAACAGAAAAAUAUCCUUUACUAA
Messenger RNA from Mucor velutinosus, 759 nucleotides. RefSeq lists its product as uncharacterized. Bases 1 to 759 code for a protein of 252 amino acids. NCBI's taxonomy places the organism in Eukaryota, Fungi, Mucoromycota, Mucoromycetes, Mucorales, Mucoraceae. The record is from RefSeq and is a predicted model, not a curated record. The transcript has a single exon.